GUCGGGGUCCUUUUCCGUCACACGCACACAACCAACUCAAAUUAGCCUUUAGCAAUUCAAGCUAUCAUACAUGCAGCGGUUAUCUGAGCUGUAACUGGAAAAUUGCCUAACUGUAAAGGUGUUUUAAACGCAGAGUGACUUGAUAUCUUUAGUGCUUUAUCUCAGGGGAUUUGUAGAAGGCGGUGAGCUUCUGCGUUCAGUGAACAUGUGGAGCUCAGGCCGCCGUGUCCUUCAGGAUCUGAUGAUCCACCAGCAGACUGCUGUCAGGAGUUUCUCUCUCAGUCCUGUUCAGAAAACAGUAAUAGUGGAGAGAUGGUGGCAGGUGCCCUUAUCUAAAGAAGGCCGUCCGCCCAGUCUUCACCCUCGACGACACAGAAUCUACAAGUUGGUUGAAGACACCAAACAGGCUCCGAAGCAGAAGAUGGAGCUCAUCCUGACGGCGACAGUUCCCAAGCUCGGCGUGCGCGGGGACACUGUGUUUGUGAGAAAGUCUGCUGGCAGAAAUAGGCUGCUGCCCCAAGGCCUCGCAGUGUAUCCUUCACCGGAGAACAAGCUGAUGUUUGAAGAGGAGAUAAAACUUCUGCGUGAGGGAAAGCCAGAGGAAAGAGUUCAAACCCGCUCUGGACAGUUGACAGUUGAUAUCCUUAAAAAAUCCCAUUUAAACAUUACCAGAAUGCCUUCGGAUGAAUUCCAGGUCAAUAAAGAAGUGGUCUGUCGGCAGUUCAAAAAGAAGCUGGGAGUUGUUGUGCCUCCUCAAACAUUGAGUCUGCCAUUUGAGUCAGUCAAAGAGGAGGGUGACUACUGGUGUGAAGUUCAGGUUAAUGGAAUGGACAUAGUUCGUGUCCCUCUGUCUGUGGUGCCAUAUGAGGACCCAUCGGCAAUUUAUCAGAAGCAGCUGAAAGCACAAAUGGUGCAGGCGGCCGCAGAUGCUGCUGCUGCUGAGGAGGAAGAGGCUGCUGCAAAGGCAGUGUCUGUGGCUGCAGUGGAGGAAGCUGAAGUGAAGCUGGUGUCUGAUGCUGCAGUGGAGGAAGCUGGUGUGAAGGUGGUUUCUGAUGCUGCAGUGGAGGAAGCUGAAGUGACGCUGGUGUCUGAUCCUGCAGUGGAGGAAGCUGAUGUGACGCUGGUGCCUGAUGCUGCAGUGGAGGAAGCUGAAGUGAAGCUGGUGUCUGAUCCUGCAGUGGAGGAAGCUGAAGUGAAGCUGGUGUCUGAUCCUGCAGUGGAGGAAGCUGAAGUGAAGCUGGUGUCUGAUGCUGCAGUGGAGGAAGCUGAAGUGAAGCUGGUGUCUGAUGCUGCAGUGGAAGCAGAAACAUCUAAAGACUCAGUGGGUGAAGUUAGUGAAGCUGCAGCAGGAGUCUCUGCUACUGAGGAAAAAACAGCAGCAAGUACACCAACAAGUCCAGACACAACAGCACCACCAAGUGACAGCCCGAAAAAAGAUUAAAGGACAUGAAGAUGUGAAUAGAACUUUGAUUGAUAUUGUUUACCUAUAAUACAUGUGUAUAAAAUCAGUUGUCUGUUAUUAAAUGAAUUAUUCAACUAA
Molecule: messenger RNA, 1540 nt
Organism: Eleginops maclovinus (Patagonian blennie)
Lineage: Eukaryota; Metazoa; Chordata; Actinopteri; Perciformes; Eleginopidae
Gene: mrpl9
Product: mitochondrial ribosomal protein L9
Exons: 7
Coding region: 206-1441 (411 amino acids)
Biological process (GO): translation
Cellular component (GO): ribosome; mitochondrion
Molecular function (GO): structural constituent of ribosome
Source: RefSeq, a predicted model, not a curated record